AUGGUGCAUUCGGAGUAUCCAGUUACCAAUGAGAUCACCUCACUGCUUGACCUGGAAGCCAAGGUGAGGGAGCUAUACCUUGAGCUCACAGGUAUAGAUGCACCUGAAGACCUGGGCGACGUAGAAGCCCAAAAGCUGCGCUGCUCCAACAUGAAGAUCCUGGAGCACAACAGGUGGAAGCUCCUGAGGUCGCAGGGCAAAGGGGUUGAAGUGUUCGCCAAUGACCAAGUCUCAAACUUUUGGCUGAGGCAGCCUGUUGUCUCUGGGCUGACGGUUCCCGAGUUCCUGGUGGCUCUCAGGUUGAGGACAAACACAGUGAUCAUGAGGUACUCGGCGGUUGCCAGGGCACCUAACGCCGACUCGAGCUGCAGGUUCUGCAAAUACCCGAAUGAGACCCUGCCUCACAUUAUAGGCAAUUGCCCUGAAUUCAAGAAGAACAGGAUGACCGCCCACAACAAGGUUUGUGGCAGGUUGGGUGACCUGGCAUCGGUUAAAGGCUGGAAGUUCCUAAGGGACGAGCAUGUCAUUGUCUCUGGAAAGACAUGGGUCCCAGACCUUAUCAUAACCAAAGAUGGAAAGGGCAUGAUCCUGGAUGUCACCAUCUGCUUCGAGAAACACUUGAGCACCUUGAGGGAGAAAGCUGAAGCAAAGCAGCGUAAAUACGAACACCUGAAGCCGGUAUUGGAAAAAGGCCUUAAACUCUCCCAGGUGACAGUGGAGGGCUUCACCAUGGGUGCGAGAGGGAAGUGGCACAAAGGCAACUACAGGAUACUGGAGGAGAUGGGCUUCUCGAAGGCGGCUAUGAAGCUUGAAGCGAGAAGGCUAUCGAAACUAGUCCUUGUCAACACGAUAAGGACUAUCCGACAUAGGCCAGAAUCAGACCUUAAGGCCUUACCCCCCAGCAAGGCCUUAAACUCUUCCAGGUGA
Messenger RNA from Knipowitschia caucasica, 927 nucleotides. The record is from the annotation of a GenBank genome assembly. Lineage: Eukaryota; Metazoa; Chordata; Actinopteri; Gobiiformes; Gobiidae.